AUGGCAUCCAGGCUUGAUCGACUUGUCACAAUACUUGAGACCGGGAGUACCCGGCUCAUCCGGGACACCGCAGUGAAUCAGCUGGCCGAUUGGCAGAAACAACAGCCAGAGGAAUUAUUUAACCUGCUCUCAAGAGUUGUCCCGUACCUGCGACACAAGGACUGGGAGACACGAACUACUGCGGCAAAGGCCAUUGGCAAAAUCGUUGAGAAUGCCGAGACCUAUGACCCGAACGCCGACGAGGAACCUGUCCAACCCAAGAAGGACGAGGAUGCCGGCAAUGGCUUUGUCAAGAAGGAGGAGGCGGAUUCAUCCAUACCUGUCUACGACAGUCUAAGCCUAGGUACAUUGAACGUGUCUGAUAUCAUCAAGUACGGCAGACAAUUGCUUCGCGGCGGCACAAUUGACUACUCCCUCGGUGCUUUGGACCCUCAAGAGCGCCUGAUACACCAAAAGAAGACUCUCAUCGGCCGUCUCGGCCUGCUGGGUCGGCCUUACGAGGACGAAGAAAUACCCAUCCCGAACGAGUCUGCCGUGAGUCCUGGCACUCCGGCAGACACGAAUGGGUCCCACGGCUUCGGCAGACCUGACAGCAAUGGAGCUGGUACCACACCUUACCCCGCCGAAGAAAGCGGCAUGAGCGCAAGGCAGCUGAACGUGCUCAAGCGAAAACGGAAACGGGAGGCUCAGAAGGCCGCCCAAGGCAAGGGCGGAUUCGGCGACCUUUCGCUCCGACGGAAUACAACAGCUGGCUCGGAAGGCCUUGCCGAAGACACGCCCAUGGUCGAUGCCGACUCAAAAAAGAAUGGGAAGAUGGCUGACUACUUCAGUCUUGAUAGGCCCGCUGACCUCGAGGAAGACAGUAAGGUUGUAUCCGAGUAUAAAGGCGCAGUCCUACCCAUCAAAUCAGAAUUGGAGACCGACAACAUGGAAGGUUCCGAGUGGCCUUACGAGCGGUUAUGUGAAUUUCUCAAGGUCGAUUUGUUCGACCCCUCCUGGGAUACCAGGCAUGGUGCGGCUAUGGGCCUGAGAGAGCUAAUCAGAGUCCACGGUGCAGGAGCUGGUCGGGUCCGGGGCGUUUCACGCAGUGAGAACGACGUGCUCAACAAAAAAUGGCUCGAUGAUCUCGCCUGUCGGCUCUGCUGCGUUCUGAUGCUGGACAGGUUCACAGACUACAGUUCAGACACAUCGGUGGCGCCCAUCAGAGAAACAGUCGGCCAAACACUCGGAUCCGUCCUGUUCCACGUGUCUCCGGACUCAGUGCAUGCCAUCUACCGCAUCCUACACCGCAUGGUGAUGCAAGAAGAUUUGCCGUUAGACCAGCAUGUCUGGCCCAUCUGCCAUGGCGGAAUGGUUGGGCUUCGUUAUGUCGUUGCGGUUCGCAAAGAUCUCCUACUGAAAGACGGCGAAAUGAUCGACGGUAUCAUUGGCGCGGUCAUGAAAGGUCUCGGCGACAGGGAUGACGACGUUCGUUCUGUCAGCGCCGCCACGUUGACACCAAUGGCAAAGGAAUUCGUCACGCAACGUCCUGGCGAGUUGAAUGGCCUCAUCAAUAUCGUCUGGGAAGGUUUGGCUGACCUCAGCGAUGAUCUCAGUGCUUCGACUGGCAAGAUCAUGGAUCUCCUUGCUGUUCUCUGCAGCUUUCCGGAAGUCCUGGCGGCUAUGAAGGCUUCAGCGCAAGAGGACGAGGAGAGGACAUUCACUGUUCUUGUCCCUAGGCUUUACCCGUUCCUCCGCCACACCAUCACAUCAGUCCGUCUGGCUGUCCUCAAGGCUCUCAUGACCUUCGCCAAGCUUGACGCAGAAUCAGCGCAAGGUUGGUUGAAUGGCAGGAUUCUCAGACUGAUCUUUCAGAAUAUUCUGGUCGAGCGCGAUUCAGAGACAUUGAACAUGUCUAUUGAGCUAUGGAUCUCACUCGUCAAGUCUCUAGCUCAGAACCCAGCGGUGCUGGCAAUGGAGUUCUCUUCUCAUGUCGAUCCAUUGAUGCAGCUGACUCUGCAUCCCAUCGGUGUCCAGCGCAACCCUAUUCCCAUGGACGCCACACUUUUCAUGAAGCCAUCAGGCGGUACAUAUGCCCCUAUAAGCGGAGCACCGGCGCCACCCCGAAGAUCUAGUCCAUCAGAUGGCCCGGAGCGUGCCACCAAGAGACGCAGGAAAUCGACCAAGGUCGAGGAACCGCAAGCUGCGUCCCAAUCGCACGAUCUCGAUGGCCGCAUGAUGCAAGGAGACGUUGAUCUCGUCGGGAUGGAAACGCUUGUGCGAUCCCGAAUCAGCGCUGCGAAAGCCAUGGGCUUCAUCAUGUCGCUUCUGCCUGCAGCAGACCUGCAGGAAUAUGACGCAAGUAUCAUCAAGGGCCUUUCGUCCUCAUACUCCUCCACACAGCUCAGCGCUUGCAUGGUCGUGGAUGAGUACGCGCGGAGCUCUUCAAACGUUGAGCAGUGCACAAGGUUCGCAACGUUGCUGCAGGAAAUGGUGGCAGGUGAACGGCCAUCUUGUUAUCGAGACCUGGUUAGCUAUAUCCGAGGCGUCCGCGCUCAGUGCUCGCAACUGAUACAUCUAUUCCGCGAUUUCGGAAAGGUGUCAUCCAGUAAGCUUCCGACACUUGCUGUGAUCGUUCAGGGCGAGGCAGAGGCAGGACCGGGCGCGUUUUCGAUCGCGAAUGCUGAAAAGGUGGUGGGCGAGGAUUACGAGAAGCUCAAGAAAGCAAUGGCCCCCGGGCAACGGCUAAUAGCCAGUCAACAGCUGGCGGAGUCUCGUGAUCUUACCGUCCAGGCCAUCGAAGAAGCCAAGGCCAAGAAAGAGACGCGCGAUGUUCGGAUCAAAGCGGCAGCGGCAUGUGCUUUGGUGGCAAUCAAACAUUUGCCUAAGAAGCCAAGCCCGCUCAUCAAGGCCAUCAUGGACAGCAUCAAAUACGAGGAAAACCAGGAUCUUCAGAGCCGAUCGGCAUCGACAAUCGCAAAUCUCGUCCAAUUCUUCACAGAGUCUGGUCGCCGGGGCCCCGCGGACAAGGUGGUAGGCAACCUCGUAAAGUUUUCUUGCAUGGAGGUGGCAGAGACACCAGAAUUCCCAGUCCACGCUAGUAAGACAGACGUGGUGCUUUCAAUGCAGAAGGAAGAAGACCGUGUCGACCAUCCUGAUGCUGCUAAAUGGGCGCGCGAGGCAAAGGCAGCUCGAAUCACACGCCGUGGCGCGAAGGAGGCGUUGCAGAUUUUAUCGAAGACGUUCGGCGCUGAGCUUCUAAAUGUUGUCCCCAGCGUUCGCACUUUCAUGGAGCAGCCCCUCUUGCAGGCAUUCUCUGGCGACCUGCCUCCUGAGGCAAGAGACCCAGAGAACACCUUCGGACAAGAGGUUGUCGACGCCAUGUCCGUGAUUCGCACGAUGACGCCGACAAUCGACCCUGCUCUCCAUCCCUUCAUCAUGCAGAUGGUCCCGCUCGUCAUCAAAGCUUUGCGUUCUGAGCUGUCAGUAUUCCGGUACAUGGCUGCUAAAUGCUUGGCAACGAUCUGCAGCGUCAUCACGGUGCAGGGCAUGACAGCACUGGUCGAGAAGGUCUUACCGUCGAUCAACAACCCCCUGGACCUCUACUUCCGACAAGGCGCCAUCGAGGUCAUAUACCACUUGAUAGCCGUCAUGGGAGAUGCGAUCUUACCGUACGUCGUCUUCCUCAUCGUCCCUGUCUUGGGCCGUAUGAGUGACUCAGACAACGAGAUUCGGCUGAUAGCAACAACAUCGUUUGCGACAUUGGUGAAGCUUGUGCCGCUGGAGGCAGGCAUACCUGACCCACCAGGUCUCUCGUCAGAACUGCUCAAGGGCAGGGACCGCGAGAGGACCUUCAUUGCGCAGCUUCUGGAUCCCAAGAAGGUCGAGGCCUUCUCGCUCCCGGUGGCCAUCAAGGCCGAGCUCCGCUCCUACCAGCAGGACGGCGUGAACUGGCUGAACUUCCUCCGCCGCUACCACCUCCACGGUAUCCUAUGUGACGAUAUGGGCUUGGGCAAGACGCUGCAGACACUCUGCAUAGUCGCCAGUGACCAUCACGAGCGAGCCGAAGAGUUUUCCAAGACCGGAUCGCCAGAUGUCAGGCGGCUUCCAUCGCUGAUUGUGUGCCCUCCUACCCUGUCUGGUCAUUGGCAGCAGGAGAUCAAGACAUACGCGCCGUUCCUUAGCGUCACCGCAUACGUGGGCCCGCCUGCUGAGCGAAAGCUCAUGAAGGACAAGCUUGAAAAGCCCGACAUUGUUAUUACUUCGUAUGAUGUGUGCCGCAAUGACGUUGAGAUUCUUGAGAGGUACAAUUGGAACUAUGUGGUCCUUGACGAGGGCCACCUCAUCAAGAACGCAAAGGCAAAGAUCAGCAUAGCUGUGAAGAAGCUGGUUAGCAACCACCGGCUUAUCCUGACCGGCACCCCGAUCCAAAACAAUGUGCUGGAGCUGUGGUCCCUCUUUGAUUUCCUGAUGCCUGGCUUCCUCGGGGCGGAGAAGGUCUUCGCUGAUCGCUUCGUGAAGCCCAUCUCUGCGUCCCGUUACAGCAAGGCCUCCUCGAAAGAGCAAGAAGCCGGGGCCCUCGCCAUCGAAGCCCUGCACAAACAAGUCUUGCCUUUCCUCUUGCGGCGCCUGAAGGAAGAGGUACUAAACGACCUUCCGCCCAAGAUUUUGCAAAAUUACUAUUGCGACCUUAGCGACCUGCAGAGGAAACUGUUCGAUGAAUUUUCGAAGCGCGAGUCGAAGAAGUUGGCCGAUGAGGCAGGCCGUGACGACAAAGAUGCCAAGCAGCACAUCUUCCAGGCCUUGCAAUACAUGCGGAAGCUCUGCAACUCUCCUGCCAUGGUGUUGAAGCCGGGCCACCCCAAUUAUGACGAGACUCAGCGUAUCCUCGCUAAGGGAAACACCAGUCUGGAAGAUGCCGCCCACGCCCCGAAACUCACGGCGCUCAGAGAUCUGUUGGUAGACUGUGGCAUCGGUACCGAGGGCCAUGAUUCAAACGAUCCACUGUAUCAGCCGAUCAAACCUCAUCGGGCACUGAUCUUUUGUCAGAUGAAAGAAAUGCUGGAUAUGGUGCAAAACUCAGUAUUGAAGGCUAUGUUACCCUCAGUCACCUACCUCCGUCUUGAUGGUGGCGUCGAAGCCAACAAACGCCAGGAUAUUGUGAACAAGUUCAACAGCGACCCAUCAUACGAUUGUCUCCUUCUGACCACCAGCGUCGGUGGCCUGGGCCUCAAUCUCACGGGAGCCGACACCGUCAUAUUCGUUGAGCAUGACUGGAACCCGCAAAAGGACCUGCAGGCUAUGGACCGUGCACAUCGCAUCGGUCAAAAGAAGGUGGUCAACGUGUACCGACUCAUCACUCGCGGCACGUUGGAAGAGAAGAUCCUGAGCCUGCAGCGUUUCAAGAUCGAUGUUGCUUCGACAGUUGUCAACCAGCAGAACGCCGGUUUGGCGACAAUGGACACUGACCAGAUUCUGGAUUUGUUCAACAUAGGCGAAUCGGGGCCAGGCUUGAUUACGGAGAAACCCUCCGGGGGCGGGUUUGAGGGACGUGAAGAGGACAUGGUGGACAUUGAAACGGGUGAUGUUCGCCAGCCGGGCAAGAAGGCUGCUUGGUUAGAGGACUUGGACGAUUUGUGGGACAAUAAGCAGAGCCCAAGAUACCCCGCCAUCCCGAUCCAAUGCCCCUCCACUAACGUUCGAAGCUUCCAGAGCGCAGACGCAUCUUGCUUCCGGGACGCACUGGAGCUCAGCGAUGACUCCGACAUCGAAGUCCACCCAAACGUGGAUAAGCGGUCCUUUAUCCGCGCGAAGCAGAACCAGAUCCACCAAGAGCGGGAGCAGCGCAAGCUCCAGAUCGUGACCCUGAAGUACGAGCGUCAGAUCAACGACGCGUUGAUACAGCGAAUCACCUCGCUCCUGAACUCCCUCAAGGCCCACGCCGCCGACGUCGACAAUGGGAAGCGCAGCCCCGGCGAGGUUGCUUUUGCGGCAGUCAUGGAGUCCGCUGCAAACCUCAAGCCAGAGGACGACACGCCACCACCACGCCCCGCCGGCGUGCACAAUGCGGAGGAGAAGCUGCCGACGUACAGCAAGAUGAUGGCUACGCUGCUCGAUCAGGUGAACCAGGCCAUGGAGGAGAAGAAGGUCAAGGACGAGGAGCGGUACCCAGCCAUGGUUGCAGAGAUUCAGGACCAUUUGGAUAAGGUCACAAAUCUCCAGAAGGAUCUGCAUAAGAAGCUUGAUGAGCUGGAGAAGGAGGAGGCCCGUAAGAUCACGAGUGAGAGCAUUCACACGGGCUUUGACAGCUCGCAUGUGGCCAAGGCAACCGCCUCGUCGUCGUCAGAGGGAAAGAAAGACGACACCCAGGUCGAACUCCUGAAUCCCAACUUCAGCAACCCGCCGCAGGCUGGAGAAAAGAGCUCUUCGGCGAAACCAGAAGAUGAUGACGAGGAGGUCGAGGCCUCACCAGCGGCGAAGCAGUUUGCAAAGAUUCAGACUGGUUCCUACAGCGAGUCCCUCUCCUUCCUCGGCAAGCACCCCGAGAUCCUCCAGGAAAAAGAAACCGACGGCCUGCUCAUAAUGGCUUUUGACGCACAACUCAGUGGAAAGGAAGAGUUCUCCCGGCAAUGCGUGCACCAAGCCCUGCUCCUGCAGUAUUGCCGCGCCUUGGGGCGGGAUGGCGUCGGUCUCUUCUUCAAGCGCAUCAUGACAAAGGGUCACCAGGCGCAGGACGUCUUCUUCAAAGACGUGCAAGACACCUACCUAAAGAUCAAGACACGCGCUGCUGAGAUCAACAAGGAGCGCGCAGCAUCCGGCUCAGGCCUUGCGGAGGGCGAGGGCGUCGAGCAGAUCCAGCUGCACGCGGUAGAGCCGGGCACCGUGAUCAACAUCCAGGUGCCACCUGCCGACAGCGAGGACCCCGAGAUACAGGAGGCCCGCAAGAUCUUUGAAUCUUUCAGCCCUGACAUGAAGAAGGCGCUCGAGAGCGGCAGUCUGGACCAGGUGAACAAGGUGCUGGGCAAUAUGAAGGUGGACGAGGCGGAGGACUUGGUGGGGAAGUUCGGUGAGGCGGGCGUCCUGAGCCUCGAGCAGGAGAUCAUAGAUGCGACUACGGAUCAGGGCAAGGCAGAGUGGAAGCAGCUCCAGGACCAGGCAAAGCCGACCACGUCGGAGUCGCAGUAUGCGGAUGAUCCCGAAUAA
Molecule: messenger RNA, 7182 nt
Organism: Diaporthe amygdali
Lineage: Eukaryota; Fungi; Ascomycota; Sordariomycetes; Diaporthales; Diaporthaceae
Exons: 4
Coding region: 1-7182 (2393 amino acids)
Molecular function (GO): TBP-class protein binding; protein kinase binding; DNA binding
Source: RefSeq, a predicted model, not a curated record